This is a messenger RNA of Trichomonas vaginalis G3, 267 nucleotides long. Its product is annotated as glucose import. Gene Ontology annotation, molecular function: transmembrane transporter activity. Bases 1 to 267 code for a protein of 88 amino acids. Gene Ontology annotation, biological process: transmembrane transport. Lineage: Eukaryota; Parabasalia; Trichomonadida; Trichomonadidae. The transcript has a single exon. The record is from RefSeq and is a predicted model, not a curated record. Gene Ontology annotation, cellular component: membrane.
AUGCCAUGGUACUCCUCACCAGAACUCUUCCCACUCUCAGUCCGCCCAAUGGCAUCCGCUAUCAACGGAAUGACAUCAUGGCUCUUCUCCUUCAUCAUCGUCUACGCAUCACCAGCAAUGAGGAAGUCCAAGAUGGGUGACCUCGGUCUCUUCCUCUUCUACGGUAUCAUCACAAUCGCCGGCACAAUCUUUGGCUUCUGGUUCAUCAGAGAACCACAAGAAGACAAAGCAGAAUCUCUCGACAACGAUGAAGAUGUACAGGCUUAA